Messenger RNA from Carcharodon carcharias (great white shark), 510 nucleotides. RefSeq names its product receptor tyrosine-protein kinase erbB-2-like. Bases 31 to 510 code for a protein of 159 amino acids. The transcript has 4 exons. NCBI's taxonomy places the organism in Eukaryota, Metazoa, Chordata, Chondrichthyes, Lamniformes, Lamnidae. The record is from RefSeq and is a predicted model, not a curated record.
CCGGAAGUGGUGCUCGGGGCUGGCGGGACGAUGCGGUUGGCGGGGCUUCUGCUCCUCACAGCGCUGGGCUCGGCGCAGAGGACAGUUUGCCCUGGGACAGACAUGAAGCUGGAGCUGUCGUUCAGUUUAGAGAACCAUUACUACACACUGCGCAAACAGUACGAGAACUGCCGUGAGGUACAGGGCAACCUAGAGAUCACCCACCUUACAGGGAACCACAAUCUAUCCUUCCUGCAGAAUAUUCAGGAGGUCCAAGGUUAUGUUUUAAUAGCACACAAUGAAGUAGACUACAUUCCUCUAGAAAAUCUACGCAUCAUAAGAGGAAGCCAGUUGUAUGAGGAUCAGUUUGCGUUGGCUGUCCUGUCUAACUUUAACCCCACCGGUACUGGUCUCCGUGAGCUUCGGAUGAGAAGUCUGACAGCAGUCAAUAGUGAUAAAGCCAACUGGAUCCUGUUGGCAGGAAUUCCAGGGAAUCAGCAAGGUGAAAACAGGAGCAGAGGAGGCAACUAA